Messenger RNA from Menidia menidia (Atlantic silverside), 5072 nucleotides. The record is from the annotation of a GenBank genome assembly. Lineage: Eukaryota; Metazoa; Chordata; Actinopteri; Atheriniformes; Atherinopsidae.
AUGGAGGACGAAUUUGAUGUUGACAUCGAGGGAGAUGACUUUGACGGUAGCGCCGGCCUGGUGGAGGCGGGAGCCCUGGCGUCGGAGCAGCUGUCGCAGCCCGCGGACAGGAGCAGCUCCUGGAUGCUGCCCUGGGAACUUGACAGCUCCAUCAGUCCCGAGAACAGAGAGGCGAUAGAGAGGAUGCUCCUGGAGGAACAGUAUCCUUUUAACUGCCGCAGGAGAAACGCUUUGCUGUCAAAGUCUCCGGCUAAAAGCUCUGCCUCUGCAUCAUCAUCUCGUUGGUCCAAACAGGAGAAAGAGCUCUUUGAGGAAGGCCUGGCCAAGUUUGGCCGACGAUGGACAAAGGUCGCCAAGCUGGUGGGCAGCCGUACCGUCCUUCAAGUCAAAAGUUAUGCCAGGCAGCACUUCAAGAACAAGAGCAACUCAGAGCCCAGAGCUGCAGCUCCAUCUGGUGGCGGGCUGCUGCCCCUGCAGCCUGCCCUGCCCGCGCCCGGCGCUGUCCCCACCGCGGCCAACACCGUCCGCAUAGAGCGGCUGUCCGAUGACGAGGAUGUAGACAUCACAGACGACCCCAGCGAGGAAGGCGAAGGGGCAGGGGAUGGAACGCGUGCUGGAGCCAAGGCUGAGCGCUCUGAUCCCGAUGAGCAAACUCUGACCGGCGGGAGAGCAGAGAGCCCCUCGGAGUGGGAGAAAGACGCACAUGUGGGAGAAGAAGAGACGCUGGACGACACAAAUGAUCAGCCCCCCCUGAGCCCUGAGCAAAGCCCGGGACGUUCAAUGUCUUCCGUCGUCACGCCUGAAGAAUCGGAGCUGAACAGACGAGACGAGGAAGCCGGCAAGGCAGAGUCUGCUUUCUCAAACAAUCCCCAGACACCAGACCCACAAGACCCACAAGACCCAAGCUCCCGGCAGACAGACCAGCCGGAUGAAGCCACUUAUCCCGAUACAGGCCGAGGGGAGACGGAGGACGACGAUGACGAUGAGGAGGAGGAGGAGCUCAAGGCCCCGGAGCAAGAGAUCGAGAUGGACACAGAAGCCAUCACCGAGGACGAGAAACAGGCCAUCCCAGAGUUCUUCGAGGGACGGCCAUCUAAAACGCCCGAGAGAUACCUGAAGAUUCGGAACUACAUCCUGGAUCAGUGGCUGAAGGGCAGACCCAAAUACCUGAACAAGACCUCGGUCCGGCCGGGUCUGAAGAACUGCGGGGACGUCAACUGCAUCGGGAGAAUCCACACCUACCUGGAGCUGGUCGGCGCCAUCAACUUCAAUUGCGAGCAAGCAGUGUACAAUCGGCCGAGGGUGGUGGACCGCUGCAAGAACAAGGAGAGUGUGGAUGUGCUGGAAGCCUAUCAGCUGGCCCAGAGGCUGCAAAGUAUGCGGACCAGGAAGCGGCGGGUGCGGGACUUGUGGGGGAACUGGCGCGACCCUAAAGAUUUGGAGGGGCAGACUUACGAGGUUUGCUCUGCACGCACAUCGAAAAAGUGUUUUGUGAAUCUACGCGACUAUCUCCGCUCAUCCGGCGCGUGUGUGUCUGUGUUAGCAUCUCAGCGCCGAGGAGCUGGCGCAGCGCAGGGAGGUGGCCAGGAGGCAGGCCAAGCCAUGCAAGAUGUCACGAUGCCGAGGGUGAGCAGAGCAGCUGACGCAGGCGCCCAGAGUGCACCCAGCAACACUGACCGUGUUCUCAAUCCGCCCGCCAGGUCUUUUGAUCCUUUCCAGCUGAUUCCUUGCCGAUCGUUUGAAGAAGACACGCAGGAACCGUUCAAAGUCAUCGUGUGUGCUGAGACUCUUCUCAUAAUGGACAUGCAUGCCCACGUGUCGAGGGGGGAGGUCAUUGGUCUGCUGGGCGGAACCUUCAAUAAGGAAGCAAAAGUGCUGAAGAUCAGCGCGGCGGAGCCGUGCAACAGCGUGAGCACCGGUCUGCAGUGUGAGAUGGACCCCGUGUCCCAGACGCAGGCCUGCGACCUGCUGUCGUCCCUGGGCCUCAGCGUCGUGGGCUGGUACCACUCGCACCCCUCCUUUCACCCAAACCCGUCGGUGCGAGACAUAACCACGCAGGACCAGUUCCAGAGUUAUUUCUCACGUGGCGGAGCCCCUUUCAUUGGGAUGAUAGUGAGCCCGUAUGAUCCAGCCAACCCCUCCCCUCACUCCCAAAUUACCUGCUUGUUGGUAAAGGAGAGCCAGGAGCCCUCGAGCCUCCACAAGCUGCCUUACAGAUUCAACUUCCUGUCAUCCCAAGACAUUCCAGACUGGGAACAAAUGGUUAGGAGGGUUCAGUGGAUCAUCCACAAAUAUGCUCAAGCCUCUGGGAGUGUGCAGAUGGACAGAUUAUACCGGAGAGACUCCCAUCUCACAUGUUUGGAGAAGAUGCUGAUGUCUAUGGCAAGGCACCUGGAAGCACUGCCAAAUGAGGAGGGAGACCUAUUUCUUACUCAGAUACAGUCCCUCUUCUUCUCAGACUUUAUUUCAAAGCAGCAGUCCCCAGACCAAGAGGAAGGAGAGCCCUUAAAUAUCUCGCCACAGCCCGUAGACUCUGAUGACAUGUGCAACCGCCAAAGUGUGCCGUUGUGGGACAGCGGCUACCAAGCUGGAUGCCCCGCGAAGAAGACGGGCCAUGUGUCCUCCUCAAACACCUUUCAAACGAGCUCUGUUCGGCUGAGAGCCGCGGCGACAGGGUCACCUGCUUUAUUCCGCGUAAAUGGACGCACGGUGUGUUUCCGCGUUGGGACCCACUCCACCGUGCCCGCGCCCCGGGCACCGGCCCUGACACGAUGUGGGGGUCACUUCCACACCUCAGCCCCCAGGAAGGCCUUUCCUGCUCCCCUUAUAUGGAUGGUUCUCAAACCUCUGCAGAAGCUUGCUGCUAUUCUACUGGGAAGGAGUUUGAGGAAGUGGUGGGUGGGCCUACCUGCCAAACGCCGACAGCUUCUCCGCGAAUGGGUCCUGAGGCACAGAUGGUAUCUGGCUGCAGGAACAGGUUUUGCGAUGGUGAUUGUAGCCCUCCUCCUCCUGACGCACCUCGAUGAGUCCCCUGUGACUGGACGGAUCCGGCUCCUGGUGUUCAGCCGAGAGAAGUACAUGGAGCUGGCCAUGCUGACCUCAGAGGCGCACAUAGAGGAGUUUGCAGAGCACCUGCUUCCAGUCACUGACCCCCGUCACCAGAUGGUGGAGCAUUUGGUACAGCUCCUAGCGCAAAGGAACAAGGACAUACCUGAAGUGUCGGAAGUUUCCUGGAGUGUCCACGUUGUGGAUAGUCCGAACGUCAACGCCUUUGUCCUGCCGAACGGGAAAGUGUUCAUGUUUACGGGGAUGCUGGAUGCUGUUGCAGAUAAGGACCAGCUCACCAUUGUCCUGGGGCAUGAAAUGGCACAUGCUAUACUGGAGCACUCUGCAGAACAGGCCAGUUUAUCUCACGUUGUGGACCUCCUGUCUCUUAUUCUGGUGACAGCCAUAUGGGCCAUGUGUCCCGCCGACAGCCUGGCAGUGCUGGGGCAGUGGGCAAAGGACAAACUCACAGAGUUGAUGUUCAAUCGACCGUACAGCCGUAAACUGGAAGCUGAGGCUGAUGAAGUUGGCCUGCAGUUAGCCGCAAAGGCCUGUGCUGAUGUACGAGCGGGCCCGGUGUUUUGGCAGCAGCUGGAGAUUGUUGAUCGACUUACAGGAGAGCCCACUUUGCCUGAAUGGCUGUCCACACACCCAUCACACAGGAACAGGGCCAGCCAGCUGGACCGCCUCGUACCACAGGCUCUGGAGCUGAGGGGGAGCUGUGCUUGCCCCACUCUGCCUCAGACCGACCCCCGUGCGGUCUUCUUGGAGACCGUCCGCAUUUUGCUGGAAAGUAACAAGGAGCGGGCGGGAGCGGGGUCGUAGAGGGCCCCCGAGUCCUCGGUUUCCACGGGGCUGCCUGCAGCGCCGGUUCCCCACACCUUUCUCCUUUCCUCAACAAAUGGUGGAUCGGUUAAGCAAAGGCGGGCUCCGGUCCACUUUACUGCUGCAGGGGGAAGGAGCCAAGCACUUUCUGCAAAACGUCAGCCAACAGGGGAGCCAAAACCUCUCGAUCCUUUAGCAAACAUCAACAACUGCACUUAAAAGGCUGCUCGGGUUCCACCACUAUAGAAGUUGGAACUGGAGGUGGUCAUGCGAUGAGUGGAAGUCGUUGAGACCACGACACGUUAAGCGAAAACAGCAAAAGCAAAAGUAGUAAUCAAAAGUAAAUUAGGAAUUCUGUCCAAGUCUAGCGACUAUAAAAAUGCUGCACUGAUUACAUAACCUUGAGCAGGAAAAAAGCUGACUUAAUUAACAGGCCUUCCAUACGUUCUGGGUUUAAUAUGUGCAUUAUUCAUUGGCACUCGGGAGCAGGUGAGAGUAAGCACUUUUGUGUGCACGUGAGAGGCCGCGUCCAUGGCAGGGUGAGGACAUCUACAUUGUCAUGCGACACACACCUUAUGCACGCCACGAAUGUUUAGCCUGAGGGACAAAAAAGGGGUUGAUUUAUGUGGGGUAUGUUUUAAAAACAUAACCUUCUGCACAAGAAUACCAAUGGCAAGCAUCGAGCUUUAAAAAAAAAAGGAAAGAAGCCUUUCAUGGAACUUUUUAAAAGAUGUAAUUGAAUGCGGGGCGUUUUACAGAGAGAAUAUUGAUAUUUUUUUCAGCAGCAGCAGCCUGUGGGAACAGUCACCAGGCAAAGAGGGGAGGGCAGAUGCAGUUCAAAUAUAACGGGGACAUGGCAUGUGUGCAGGCUGGUGUGGAUUAAAAUGGCCGACUUGGACACACCAUGAAAUCAAAUUUUUACAAGCGUGUUGUCAUUCGUGGUAAAUUGUAUUUUUAUAUGUUUUGCUUUUUAGACGCACGGUCCGUAUCGUCUUACAAACCAGGAGAAAAAGCCUUGCAUUCACCCCGGGAGCUUUGUUGUUCAGAGAUAAUUAAAGCCUUUGUCUGUCGUUAAUGAAGCGGCCUGCGAUUGUGUGUUUUGGCAACACAGUGCCAUGAAAAGCUGGAAGAGUUUUAGUUAUUUUAUUUAGCAACAAAAACAAGUCAUGUCUGCUGUUUUGAAUCAAUUAAAAUACUCAGAC